Messenger RNA from Heterobasidion irregulare TC 32-1, 666 nucleotides. RefSeq lists its product as uncharacterized. The transcript has 5 exons. Bases 1 to 666 code for a protein of 221 amino acids. NCBI's taxonomy places the organism in Eukaryota, Fungi, Basidiomycota, Agaricomycetes, Russulales, Bondarzewiaceae. The record is from RefSeq and is a predicted model, not a curated record.
AUGUGUGUGUUGAAGCAACGCCAUACGACAUUCGUCCAGUUGGCCACAGCCCUGGGAGUGGUCCCUGCCUCCGGUCCUCUGACCGUUCCUGCGUUUUGUCAUCGUAUUAUUUCUAUGGCGUCUCCUUGGACAUCCCAGGCCGAGAGACUAUGCAUCCCCCUUAUCGGUUUAUGGGCUAGUCCAUUGGUACCGUCAUUCGAUGGAGUUCCAAGAUAUUGGACGAGAUGGAUUCAGCCCAAUCCAAUCUCUGGUGUCGAUGCGCCGGGUAAAGAAACCCAAAAUCCAUCGUAUCGAAUAGUAUCCUUGUUGAGGCACCCAACUACCGGAGAUAGCGGGUACAAGUCUCGUUUGCGUAUCGUCGAAAAGAGACAAAAACACACGGAUGAAAGUAUGGACUACCAUGAGCUCCACAUGGCUUCUUCUCCUUUCCCUGGCUCGAAGAACCGGAAGACUCUGUAUUGCCGAGUGUUCAUUCAUGUUACCGUGUCUAAAGAUUCUGACCGUUGGGAUAGGCGACAGUCGACUGAUCAUUUCCCAAAGAAAUUCAGCCUAGAAAGCGUUAAAACUGUAUGCGUUCCAGAAUCUUCGCUUGUCGAGCAGGAGAUUGGAUUACUGUGUUUGCUCUCCAAAUCUGCCACGAUAUGCCCGGCUCAGGAUAGCCCUUGA